ACCCCAACCCCACUUCUCUCUCUCCCUCUCUCUGCUCCGCCGCGUCGGAGAUGGAAGGCAGCGACACGAUCACCGCCGUUUCAUCAACUCCUCUAUCUCAAUCUCCUUCUCCUUCUCCUUCUUCUUCUUCUCCGCCGUCCGUCAUUCUCAGUCCUUGCGCGGCGUGCAAGAUUCUGAGGCGGAGAUGUGCCGACCGAUGUGUAUUGGCGCCCUAUUUCCCGCCCACCGACCCGGCCAAAUUCGCCAUCGCUCAUCGAGUUUAUGGCGCUAGCAAUAUCAUCAAAUUCUUGCAGGAAUUGCCUGAAUCUCAAAGGGCCGAUGCAGUGAGCAGCUUGGUUUAUGAAGCAAGUGCGAGGAUCAGAGACCCUGUUUAUGGGUCAGCAGGGGCCAUUUGCCAGCUCCAAAAGCAAGUGAAUGAGCUCCAAGCGCAGCUAGCCAAGGCCCAGGCCGAGCUCGUCAAUAUGCAGUGCCAGCAAGCCAAUCUAGUGGCCUUAGUUUGCAGGGAAUUUGCUCAGUCUCAUCAAUCUGUUGAUGAUUUCAACUCCAACAGCCCUCACAGUGGCUUUCAGAGCAUCAACCAGAGCUACUUUGAGGAUACCAAUGUAAACCCAUUGUGGGAGCCUCUCUGGACAUCAUGAAUCUGACCCCUUUUUUUGGUGCUUCCAAUGAAGUUUCUCCAAACUCUUAAAAGCCCAAUUUCUGCUUCUGGGUAGGAGAGACUGUGGAAAAUACAACAGAAAUUUACUUUCUUGUUAUGAUUGAUGGUGCUGAAUUGGACCAACAAAAAAAAAAAAGAGGAGGGAAAUUAAAGCUCUAGGGUUAUGUCUCUGUCCACAAUCUCUCUUCUUGAGCCCAAAAAAACAAAACAGAACAAAAACAAGUAGAUGUGAAAGAGAUGUAUACCAAUUGCUGUAAGAUCUAUCCUUUUGAAUAAAAUAUCCAUCAACAAUGUCCAUAUUUUCCUAAA
Molecule: messenger RNA, 967 nt
Organism: Momordica charantia (bitter melon)
Lineage: Eukaryota; Viridiplantae; Streptophyta; Magnoliopsida; Cucurbitales; Cucurbitaceae
Gene: LBD1
Product: LOB domain-containing protein 1
Source: RefSeq, a predicted model, not a curated record